Molecule: messenger RNA, 1998 nt
Organism: Symbiodinium natans
Lineage: Eukaryota; Dinophyceae; Suessiales; Symbiodiniaceae
Source: the annotation of a GenBank genome assembly
AUGGGAAGUUACACGGCGGACCAAGAGAUCCAAGACGGAACGCUCACAUUCGACGAAGCAUGCGCACACGUUUCCGGCCAAAAACUACAAGGUCCAGAGAACAAACCUCUGAAGUCGGACCGUGCCACUGGUGACGUUCGCGUCUGCGAUCUGCCGAUUCGCCACCUCGAGUCUAAUCCAACCAAAAUCGAGCAAUUCGCAGACGUACUCUUAGACCAGAAGCUGACUGUGACCAACAGCAUGUUCGACACCAUCUACCAGACUUGCUAUGAAACCAAAUAUGCCCAACUUCCUCAUCCGUUCUGCUUGCGAAAGGAACCAACCGUUCCCUACACCAUGCAGAUCAUCAUUCUGCCCGCGUCUUCCCCGGCAAACUCGGAACCGAGUGCCGAUUACGUCCACAUCGUGAAGCAUGUCUACCUGCAUCGCAACAAGGUGCCAUCAAAAGAUUGCGUAGCAAUGUGCUAUGGCACACCCAUGAGGUUCGACUGGGGCAACAACACUCGGCUGGGUCUGGCUGGGUUGAACUACAUGUUGGAUCGCAUGGGUGGUCGGCAAUUAAGGCACUGGAUCAUCAAACCCAAGUUCGAAAAAAAACUCACCUUGGACCAGCACCAGCGCGCGGAUGGCUAUGCCUUCAUUCGCGACUGUGGUCCUAGGAGCAACAACAAGAACCAGUUCAUGGAGUGGACGGAUGAGCAAAUCCACACUCCUGGUGGAAAGCUCGAAAAUUGGCCAGAAGCCAAGGUGAAGGAAGCUUUGAACAAUUACAUGAAAGGCCGCCAAAACGCCAAGACCCUGGAGUUUUGGCCCUUCACGUUCAAGAGUUUCGUACCUUGGUUUCUCGACAAAGUCCUGAUCAAGAUGUUGCCAACCAUGCGGCAGAAUGCCAUCACAUGGAUCGGUCGAACCCGAACAGGCAAGUCGGUGUCAUCCAAAACCAUACUUUUCAUGCAGUCCAAAUUUGAGAUCGACCUAGCCGAGCGUUCUGACCUUGUUCCAUCAAUCGUGACGGCCAAGCAUCUUGACUUCUUCAAGGCCGAACCCCUCACGAAAUUCAAGCCUGGAGUGUUCGACGAUGGCAUGCUUCAAAAGAUGGACGCGUCCUUCUUGAAGGCAUUCCUGAACCCUUCAGAGGAAGACGCCACCGUGUGGGCAAGGUACUCAUCUGCUCAGUUUGAUCAAGGCGCAGGCCGUCAUGCGUGCAACAAUCCGUACAACCGAGCCAUAGAUGAAGAACUCUUCGCAAGCAUGCAGAAAUCCAAGAUUUGGUCAGUUCCCCAUGCCAAGUUCCUCGACAUGAUUAAGCCUUCCUUCUUAGCUGUGGACGAAGAUGAGGACAUGGAUGCCAUCCUUGCCAGAACCCAUCUUGUACUCCUCACGGACUCAGGUGUCUACUACCGCGUUGCUGGUACAUCGAAAGAUCCUGUGGAUUUCAUCGAGUGGGGCACUGAUCCCAAGGACCUACUCGCCCCCUCGCAGCACACGAUCCUCAAACAGUACAAGAUGAACCCGCAUCUCCACAAAUACCCACAACAGUACUUUGGAGAUCUCGCAUGGUCCCAAGAGCUUCUUCGUCGUGUACUCAAUGGUGAGAGCAUUCCUCGCAGCUCCACAGUACUCGGUUCCAGUCUCUUUGGCGUCCACGCUGAAAGGACUGCUGUGCAGUCUCAUCCGUCGCUUCUUCGUCCCGAUGAGCUCCAUGUGAAAGUCAAGCAAGAACAGGUUGCUCAUGCUUUCCGAACACUCAAGAAGGGUCCGCUCCAGACCAUCAACUUGGAAUCACCUUCUCCAAAGAAGUUUGACAGUGCCAGCUCUACCUCGCCAAUGCCCAAGCGUGCUAAGAUCGCAACACCGGCCUCUUCAUCAGCUCCUCUAAACCCAAGUUUUUUAGAGCAUGAUGUUGACGAUGACAUCAUGCCUGCAGUGGGCCAGCAACCGGAUGAGCUGGAGCAGGAACUGGAGGAACUCAUGGACCAAAUGGACACGGAUGAGUAG